GUCGACUGCGAUCUGGUUCCCUUUUUCUUCUUGGGGCCGCUCGAGCCUUUGCUUGUUAUCCUUAUUGGACUGCAUUCCCCUUUCCUGCUCGAACAUCAAUAACCUCAAGCCCCUGUGCAACCUCAGGCUCUCAUUUUUCAUGCCCUCGAUUCGUUCAUCUUUGGCGUCGGGCGUGAGCUGGAAACAUAUCAAAAGACAUCUCAAUUUCUUUCGUGUUCAUCUACUGUUCUUCGCUUUCACACCCCUGAUCUUUUCUGGAAUAUUUUAUGCGAGCAAUGGACAGUACCAUAUAUCCUACAUCGAUUCUCUGUUCAACUGCGUCAGUGCGAUGACCGUCUGCGGUUUGUCUACCGUGGAUCUCAGUAGUCUCACUCCAUGGCAGCAGGUUAUACUUUUCAUUCAGAUGUGUCUAGGCAAUCCAGUUCUCGUGUCCUGGGUCAUGGUUUACAUCCGAAGACGCUACUUUGCCAAAAAGUUUCGACGCAUCAUCGCAGAGACCAGCGCCGUUCAUAUCGCCCCCAUUGACGCCGAGGAAAAGUAUGUACCCUGGUUCCGCCGUAUUUUCACCUCGCGGAACAAAACGGUGACUGUGACAGAGGUUGGAAGAGACAAGGGGGCCGAGACAGAGCGACGAAGCUGCAUUAUUCGCAAGAAGCUGCGAACAGACAUGAUCAGACGCAUGGACGACGCUCCGAAGCGUGUGGAUCCGAACGGGUGGAUAUCUGAAGGCAGGACGAUACCGCUGCAAAGAUUUAGCACUGUACAAUCUAACCAGGACGUUCCUCGGCAUCUUUCUUUCGCGUCGCCCUCGCCUGAACGGCCUCCGCAAUCUCCACGUAUCACAAAGGGUCCCUUAAUGAAGAGAUUGGUACGACGACUAUCAGACCCUGGGACGCCUUCGAGACAGAAUUCACUCAAGAACGCUCCCAUGCACAGGUCAGAAACGAUGGCUAUAGGUUCCAUGGGGAAAUUUCCGCGUACACAAACUGUGGAGUUCUCAUUGCCAAAGCAACCAAAUCGGAGAAUGAGAACAGAAAGAACUCAAACUUCGGAACUUGAUGUUGAUGCCACGGCGUCUGCGGAGAAUCACAGGCCACACAGGACACCUAUACAGCCUCAUUUGUCGAUUCCCACCCAUACGACAACCCACAUGCACAGGGCCAGCCGAGCGCCGACGAGGCACAGUGGUUUGGGCGGAUUUCCCAUGCCGCACGAAAUUCUGGGCAGCUUGAUCAGUCGAUUCUUUCCCAAGUUCAAGCGGAGGCUGACGAGAACAUUGACCGUACCAGCUUCAACCACAAUUGCGUCUCAACGGAGAGCGACUCUAACAUCUGCGAAGACUGUUCCAUACAUUUCUUUUGACGCCGUUGUGGGACACAAUUCAUCUUUCCCAUACUUGACUAGUAAUCAGAUCGAAGAGCUCGGCGGCGUGGAGUACCGUGCGCUGAAUGCCUUGCUUUGGAUUGUUGCCGGGUAUCAUAUACUCAUCCAGCUGACAGCGUUUGUCAUGAUUUCUCCGUACAUAUCUAUGUCCAGGUGGAGUUCCGAUUUCAACACUCCCUCAUUGCUUCGUUCAUUAUCGCCGGUAUGGUUUUCACUCUUCCAGGUGGUAUCUGCCUAUACCAACACGGGCAUGUCAUUGGUGGACCAGUCGAUGGUCCCGUUCCAGGAAGCGUACUUGAUGAUAUUUGCCAUGAUCUUCUUAAUUUUAGCCGGAAAUACUGCUUUUCCCAUCUUUUUACGGUUUGCGAUAUGGAUGCUAACGAAAAUUGUACCUGAAAACUCACGAGCAAACGAAACCUUACACUUUCUACUUGAUCAUCCUAGACGAUGUUUUAUCUAUUUAUUUCCUUCUCAUCAGACCUGGUUUCUUCUGACUGUAGUAAUUUGCCUGAACUUUACGGAUUGGUUCUUCUUCAUGGUGUUGGAUAUUGGGACCCCUGCGAUUGAAGUCAUCCCCUUGGGCACUCGAUUCGUCAUAGGGUUGCUACAAGCAAUUGCCGUCCGAGCUGCGGGCUUCGCUACGGUAACACUGUCGGCCCUUGCUCCAGCUGUUAAAGUGCUCUAUGUCGUGAUGAUGUAUGUCAGCGUCUACCCCAUCGCGAUGAGUGUCCGUUCGACGAAUGUAUAUGAGGAGCAAUCUUUAGGUAUCUAUCGUGAAUCCGAGGAGUCAGAAACCGAGUCGGAAUUUGAACCUACCGGGCCUCGAGUCGUUGUUUGGAGUCGUUAUUUGACUAUGCAUGCGCGAAAGCAGCUGGCUUUCGAUAUGUGGUGGCUAGGGUUAGCGUUGUUCUUAGUAUGCAUUAUUGAGCGCCCUGAACUCGAUAACACCGCCACGAUGAGUUAUUUCAAUAUUUUUACUAUUGUUUUCGAGCUUGUCUCUGCGUACGGAACUGUCGGAUUGAGCUUGGGCCUUCCCUACGCAAAUUAUUCGUUCUCAGGCUCCUUCCGGACAUUGUCAAAGCUCAUUGUUUGCUUCGUGAUGCUUCGUGGCAGGCACCGAGGCCUUCCUGUUGCCAUUGAUCGUGCUGUCAUGUUCCCUAUGGAGUUCUCCAACAACGAUGGAGAUGACGAUGAUAAGGACCAGGAUAGUGCUAGUGAUGCAGCUGUUAUUGAAAACGAUGAUGAUGCAGUAGCCGAGCAGAAAAGUAUCAAUGGUGACACAUUUGAUCUUCGACAGCGUCCUGGGUCACAUUUAGAGGAAGAAGACGAGUCGCUGCACAGUCUCCACCGACCGGGCGAUGUCAACGAAUCUGCAAAUCCAAGUUGACCACCGUCCUCUAUCGGCUCUUGGAUUUUUUUGGUUGUAUCAUGUUUAGCGCUUCCAAGAAGCUGACAUAAGUACAUGCAAGUAGACUUACAUUAUGCACUCUAUAAUGAUAAUGCAUACGAUAGUG
Messenger RNA from Guyanagaster necrorhizus, 2897 nucleotides. RefSeq lists its product as uncharacterized. The coding region runs from base 140 to 2770 and encodes 876 amino acids. The transcript is spliced from 19 exons. Gene Ontology annotation, molecular function: high-affinity potassium ion transmembrane transporter activity. Lineage: Eukaryota; Fungi; Basidiomycota; Agaricomycetes; Agaricales; Physalacriaceae. Gene Ontology annotation, biological process: intracellular potassium ion homeostasis; potassium ion import across plasma membrane. Gene Ontology annotation, cellular component: plasma membrane. The record is from RefSeq and is a predicted model, not a curated record.